Solea solea (common sole) is the source of this 1455-nucleotide messenger RNA. Its product is annotated as cornifelin homolog B-like. Bases 823 to 1281 code for a protein of 152 amino acids. The record is from RefSeq and is a predicted model, not a curated record. The transcript is spliced from 4 exons. NCBI's taxonomy places the organism in Eukaryota, Metazoa, Chordata, Actinopteri, Pleuronectiformes, Soleidae.
UCACGCAUGUGUUUGUUUUCUAUUAACAAUGGAUGUGGGGGGGGGGGGGUUCACAUAUUCAGGCUUUAAAAAAAAAUUGUAUUUUUUUUAUAUGUUGUUGAGUCAAAGUUAUGAUUCAUUUUAUAUCACAUUUUUAGUAGUGAUAUAAAGUAGCAAAAGUCACAUAGUUUUUCUUUUCUUUUUGUCCAUAAAAACAAGUCAAGUGAACUUUGAAGCUGUGACGUAUUUCCAAAUUUCAUUUUACUACUUUUUGCUCAGGUGUGUUUAUAUACGUUGGUGAAAAUUGCUUCUUCUUUUUUUUUUUUCAACAGAUUGCUGAAAAAAAGGAUAUAAGACGCUCUAUAUUGCACAUUCUUAUAACCUCUGUAUAUACUGUACAUUUAAACAUAGUAAUAGAAACAAAAUAGCUGAGAUGCUCUGUGUUCUAAGGGUUAAAUGCUGUCAUUGCAUCUGUUGAAAGAUGGAUUUACUUAGCUCUUUAAAAAAAAGGUGUCACAUACAACAGCCUUUUCAUAAAUGCAUCCAUAAAUCUGUAGCCUCAUGUUGAUUUAAAGUCUGUUUGCCUGUUCACCAAAAAAAAGACAGAAAUCAAAACAUCAAACCUUUCUCAUUUUUUUAUUUACCUUUAAAAUCCCAUAUUUCUGUCCAUCUGUGACACACAUUGAAUUGCUUUUGAGUGAUUGAUUCAUAAUCUGGUUCUGCAGCAUUAUUGUUUAUUUCCCUGCAUGAAUCAGAUUCCUCCCCUCACCUGAAGCAUAGUCUUCCGCAGACUUUCUUUGGGACAGCACGGCUUCCAUCAGGUUCCAUUCAGUUCAAUAGCUAAUGGAACAGCCCUUGCCAAAGUGGAGCACCGGUCUCUUUGCCUGUUGUGAGGACUCACAAUCAUGUUGCUUUGGGUUCUGGUGCUGUGCCUGCGUUGCCUGCAGUGUCUCAAAAAAAGCUGGAGAGCACCGUUGUCUCCCCAUGAAUGAUUUUUGCGUAUAUGGCCUGUUGACAGCCGUUGGGAUGCCCCUGUAUGUGCCUCCUGCAGCCUUGUCUCUGAGGGUCGGAAUUCGAAAGAAAUAUGGCAUUGAGAAUUCUCUGUGUAACGACAUCACAGUGUCCUGCUUCUGUGUGUGGUGCUCCUGGUGUCAGAUGCACCGCGAGUUAAAAAUCAGAGAGAAAAGCGAUGCUGUCGUCUUGGUCAACAUGCAGCCUCGUCCACUGAGGGAGGCUCCCACAGCUGCACCUCCUCCCGAUGGCCACGUGGGCACAUCAAGUAUUAUACUGGGUUCUUACUGAGAUUCAUCCACACCAUAAUCACAAUCAGCAACUGUGAGGGUUUUAUUGAAGGUGCUUUUUUUAUCUGCCGCAAUAAUUUUGGCCCAAGCACGAAUGGCAAGGGCCCGAAACAGCUCCUGGCACAUAUUAAAACACUUGUUUUAGCUGUGUGCUGGUGAUUAUUAUUAUUAAUAA